Syngnathoides biaculeatus (alligator pipefish) is the source of this 4300-nucleotide messenger RNA. Its product is annotated as adenylate cyclase type 1-like. Gene Ontology annotation, biological process: cAMP biosynthetic process; adenylate cyclase-activating G protein-coupled receptor signaling pathway; intracellular signal transduction. Gene Ontology annotation, molecular function: adenylate cyclase activity. The coding region runs from base 244 to 3639 and encodes 1131 amino acids. Gene Ontology annotation, cellular component: plasma membrane. Lineage: Eukaryota; Metazoa; Chordata; Actinopteri; Syngnathiformes; Syngnathidae. The record is from RefSeq and is a predicted model, not a curated record. The transcript is spliced from 21 exons.
UCUCUCUCUCUCUCUCUCUCUCUCUCUCUCUCUCGCUCUCUCUCUCUCUCUCUCUCUCUCUCUCUCUCUCUCUCUCUCUCUCUCUGGGCGUGUGUGCCUGUGUGUAUUUGUCUUGGUGUAAAGAGAUGACGCUCCCGGUGCCUUGUUGCGGAUAAAGUGCGCUCUCACCACCCCCUUAAAGGAGAGAGGGGGUGGGGGGCAGAGAGGGGGGGAAAAAAAAUAAGACGACUACAUCUGCAGUUUAUGAAUGGCACCGACAUGGAGGAAGCGCCGCUCGAGAAAGUCCGAAGCCGGCGGAAGAGAAGUCCGUGUCCGCCGGGCUUCCCCGUGAGCAGCAUCGCCUGCGAGGACGAGUUCGACUGCAAGGAGCUGGAGUCUCUGUUCCAAAACUACAACCUGAAGCUGGAGCAGACGUCCACGCUGAAGGCGCUCGCCGUGCUCAUCGUCAUGUCGUCGGCGCUGGCCGGCGCGGAGCUCCUCGGCGGCCCCGGUCACCUCACCAUCUCCAAGGGCUCGCACCCGGUGCACUGCGUCGUCUUCGCGUCGCUCUUCAUCGUCACCAACGUCAAGUACCUGCAUGUGACCCAGUUGCAGCAGAUCGUCAACCUGAGCCUGCUCUUCGGCUUCACCUUCGCCUUCCUCUGCUGCCCCUUCUCGCUGGGCGCCGCGGGCUCGGAGCCGCAGACGCCGCCCGACCAGGGCGUGUGGCAGCUGGUGCUGGUCACCUUCGUCGCCUACGCGCUGCUGCCCGUCCGGACCCUGCUGGCCGUGAUCUUCGGGCUCAUGGUUUCCGUCUCGCACCUCAUCGUCACCGCCACCUCGGUCAGGACGCAGAAACUGUGGAGGACGUUGGUGGCCAACACGGUGCUGUUCACCAGCGUCAACCUGUCGGGCCUGUUUGUGCGCAUCCUGACCGAGCGGGCGCAGAGGAAAGCCUUCCUGCAGGCGCGCAACUGCAUCGAAGAGCGACUUCGCAUGGAGGACGAGAACGAGAAGCAGGAGCGCCUGCUCAUGAGUUUGUUGCCUCGGAACGUCGCCAUGGAGAUGAAGGAGGACUUCCUGAAGCCACCGGAAAGGAUUUUCCACAAAAUCUACAUCCAGCGCCACGACAAUGUCAGCAUCCUGUUUGCGGACAUCGUCGGCUUCACCAGUUUGGCCUCCCAGUGCACCGCCCAAGAACUGGUCAAACUCCUGAAUGAGCUUUUUGGAAAGUUUGACGAGCUCGCGACGGAGAACCACUGUCGCCGGAUCAAGAUCCUGGGAGAUUGUUACUACUGCGUGUCUGGACUGACCCAGCCCAAGACGGACCACGCCCACUGCUGCGUGGAGAUGGGACUGGACAUGAUCGACACCAUCACGUCGGUGGCGGAGGCCACGGAGGUCAACCUGAACAUGCGCGUGGGCCUGCACACGGGCCGGGUGCUGUGCGGGGUCCUGGGCCUCCGCAAGUGGCAGUACGACGUGUGGUCCAACGACGUCACCCUCGCCAACGUGAUGGAGGCCGGGGGACUGCCAGGGAAGGUCCACAUCACCAGAUCCACACUGGAGUGCCUGAACGGCGAUUACGAGGUGGAGCCAGGAAACGGCCACGAGCGCAACGCCUUCCUCCAAAAACACCAGAUCGAAACUUUCUUCAUCGUGCCGUCUCACCGCCGCAAGAUUUUCCCCGGAUUGAUUCUUUCGGAUAUCAAGCCGGCCAAAAAGAUGAAGUUCAAGACGGUUUGCUACUUGCUGGUGCAGCUCAUGCACUGCAGGAAGAUGUUCAAGGCCGAGAUCCCCUUCUCCAACGUCAUGAACUGCGAGGACGGCGAUAAGCGGCGGGCCAUGAGGACGGCGCCGCAGAAACUGCGGAACCGGCCCAACGCCAACCAGACCAACGUGGUCCAGAGCAGCCCCAGAACGCGGGUCAACCGCUACAUCGGGCGGCUGAUCGAAGCCCGGCAGACCGAGUCGGACACGGCCGACCUCAACUUCCUCACGCUCAUGUACAAGUGCUCGGAGCGCGAGCAGAGGUACCAUCAGGUUCCAGAUGAGUACUUCACCAGCGCUGUGGUUCUGUCCCUGAUCCUCGCUGCCUUGUGCGGUCUCGUCUACCUUGUCAUCAUACCGCAGGGCACCGUGGUGCUGGUCCUGCUCGUCUUUUGCAUCUGUUUCCUGGUGGCGUGCAUUAUGUACCUGCAUAUCACCAGAGUACAGUGCGUUCCGGGGUGCCUGACCAUUCAGAUUCGCACCGCGCUCUGCAUUCUCAUCGUGCUCUUGAUCUAUGCUGUGGCUCAGGCCUGUGUGGUGGGCUGCAUGCCCUGGCUGCGGGUUCCCCCCAACGGCAACAGCUCCCUCGCCAUCGCCGACACGGACGGCGGCGCCAACCGCACCGCGGCCGAGCUGCCCUGCGAGGGCGCCCGCUACGCCUUCCUGUCGUGCGCGGUCGGCACGCUGACCCUGGCGCUCUUCCUGCGCGUCUCCUGGCUGCCCAAGAUGGCGCUGAUGCUCCUGCUGCUGGUGCUCUACGUCACCGUGCUGGAGCUCAGCGGUUUCCGCAAGACCGCCGGUGGGGGGUCCUUCCACAUCCGGGGCUUUGAGCCCAUCCUGUCUCUGUUGCUCUUCGUCAGUGCGCUGGCCCUCCACUCCAGGCAGCUUGACCUCAAACUGCGCUUGGACUUCCUCUGGGCCGUGCAGGCGGAGGAGGAAAGGGACGGGAUGGAAAAAGUCAAGCUGGACAACAGGCGGAUCCUGUUCAAUCUGUUGCCGGCGCACGUGGCCCAACACUUCCUGCUGUCCAACCCCAGGAACAUGGAUCUGUACUACCAGUCCUACGCGCAAGUCGGCGUCCUGUUCGCGUCCAUCCCGAACUUCAACGACUUCUACAUCGAGCUGGACGGCAACAACAUGGGAGUGGAAUGCUUGAGACUCCUCAAUGAGAUCAUUGCAGACUUUGAUGAGCUCAUGGAUAAAGAGUGCUACAAAGAUAUUGAGAAGAUCAAGACCAUCGGCAGCACGUACAUGGCGGCCGUCGGCCUCGUCCCGACCGUGGGAACCAAGGCCAAGAAGUCCAUUUUUGACCACCUGAGCACGAUCGCCGACUACGCCAUCGAGAUGUUCGACGUGUUGGAUGAGAUCAACUAUCAGUCUUAUAACGAGUUUGUCUUAAGAGUGGGGAUCAACGUCGGUCCGGUGGUGGCGGGCGUCAUCGGGGCGCGCCGACCCCAGUAUGACAUCUGGGGGAACACGGUCAACGUGGCCAGUCGCAUGGACAGCACGGGGGUACCGGGGAAGAUACAGGUGACGGAGGAGGUCUACCGGCUGCUCCACUCCGACUACGACCUGGUGUGCCGCGGCAAGGUCAGCGUGAAGGGCAAAGGGGAGAUGCUGACUUACUUCCUGGAGGGCAAAGUGCAGGGCGUGGGCACGGCCACCACCUCGUCCGUGAUGCGCUCGGCCAGCCUGGCGCGCCGCAUCCACUCCUGCGGCAAGACCAGCGUCCCCGCCGGCCUGGGCGCCGCCGCCGCCCCCAGACGACAGCCGACGUGCUUGCCCUCUUCCCGUGUGCCCGCGGUGGGUGAGGAGGAAGAGGAAGUGGAUAUAGAUGUGACAGAGAUGGAGAUCGAGGCUGUGGCGACUGUGGCUGACGCCGCGGUGUAGACGCAAACGCGAGCGAAGGAAAAAGCCCCCAAAAACUGGAAAAGAAUUUAGCCCUUGCGACGUGCGUCAUGCGAUGUCAUGGAAACGGGGGUGCGGCUAUUGUCGCGGAGAAAGCCAAAGAACAAGUGGAACACGUUCGGAAUCAAGCGCAAAGGGAAAUAAGCAAGGAAAAUGUGGCCAUUUUGGACUUUUUGAGGUUCCAUUGUUGGUUUUUCCCCACUUAUGUCGUCUCCACCACCCAUGAGGAUUAUUCCACGCAGUAAACACACAAGUUGUGCCCUUGAGGAACAACAACAACAAACAACAGUACGGUGCAAACGCACACAAUAUUGGUAGGCCACCCGCGGCCCGUGGGCCAGAUGUGGCCGUCCGCGUGUGAGUGAUUGUGAAAACAUUUUUCCCAGGAAGGCUCCAAAUAUUUCAGAACAAUAAUAAUACUCUUUGUAUCAGGAAGAAAAGGCAUUCCCCAAACCUGACCACCAGUAUUGUAUAAAGACAAUAUUAAAGCACACAACUGCACAAUGGCAAAUGUACUUUAUAACGCAUUUAUAACACGCAAGUGGUUAUGGGAACAUUGGUGCUGUUGGCCCACGUUUUUCUUAUAGCUAUGCAGUGGACCGCCGUGUAUUCGGGGUUAGAUAUUUCAAGAACUCAAAUGAAG